AUGUAUCUCUGUGAUGCCCCAAAUAGGCUAGCCGCUGUCUCCUUUUGUGACUUAGCGUUUCUCCUUGUCAUGCUUCCACAUGCCCUAUCAUCCUACGAUACUCUGGCCUUUAACGAUAAUUUUCGCUUUUUCUACUUGAAAAGUAAACAACAUAUUGCUGCCGUGGCUAAUUGGAUGAGUGCAGCAGCAAUUUGGCUCAUUUUAGCGGUUUCUGUCGAACGCUUUUUAAUAAUUCGAUCACCAUUACGAUCGAAACUAUAUUGGCAAAGAGGAAAGAUGGUGCUUGUAUUGAGCUCGAUCUUUUUUGCUACCGGCUUACUUACACUAUAUCAUCACUUUGAGUACGACUGCACAUUAAUGGAAUUUUGCAAUGGAAGCCAACUAAUUGAUUUUUGCUACUAUGCAGGCGAAAAACAUCCAAGAACAUUCCUCAAGAAAGAAUUGAUCCUUCCAAGCGAGGUAAAAAAGGUGUAUAUGCGGGUUAUGACUAUAUUUAAUGCUGUUUUGGUUGUCUUUGCGCCAAUUUUAUUUGUCAUUGUGUUAAAUAUGCUAAUGAUAAGGGAAUUACACUACUCUGAUACGUCAUUACUGGAAAGUUUUCGCGGUUCUAUCACAAGAAAUCAACAU
This is a messenger RNA of Strongylus vulgaris, 627 nucleotides long. The record is from the annotation of a GenBank genome assembly. NCBI's taxonomy places the organism in Eukaryota, Metazoa, Nematoda, Chromadorea, Rhabditida, Strongylidae.